AUGCGACUUAAGCUGUUGUCCCGAGGAUUUACCUUGCUCCAAAAGGGCGUGAAUAGAAGCACCUAUCUUUCAGCAAGAGUUCUCGGUCUAAAUGAAUUUUUUGACGACCCAAAGAACUGGGGAGAGAUUAGCGUCAAAGCUGGCAGACCAUGGCGAGUGGACGAACUGCGCUGUAAAAAUUCCGCCGAUCUUCACUGCUUGUGGUACAUUCUCCUCAAGGAGAGAAAUAUGUUGAUGACAAUGGAGGAGGAGCACUGGCGGCGUCUUGAACGUAUGCCCAACCCGGAGCGCUUUGAAAAGGUUGAAGAGAGCAUGGAAAAUAUUUUGCAAGUGAUUGAGGAGCGCGACAAAGCCAUCUGUGAGUUAGAACGCGGUGAAUGGGUGGGUCCACGAGAGGUGGAUGGUGUAGACAAACUGGGUCGUCCAGUUCGACGACUGAGCGAGGAACAUCUAGAACCUCAGGCAAGCACAGACGCAGAAGAGGAAAUGUGGUCAGCAUGGACCCUCCGUUAUCUUCGUGCAGAACGCGAGAAAGAGAUACGCGACCGUCGGGAACGCGACAGAGCGGAAAGAUUUAAGAGCGAGUUCGAUCGACGAAAGCGCAUAUUCAAGAUAUCAGAUGUGGAUUCAUUUGAGCGUCGUCCGGCCCCAACUACGGCUCUGGCUGGGGGACAGAAUGACUAG
Molecule: messenger RNA, 684 nt
Organism: Echinococcus granulosus
Lineage: Eukaryota; Metazoa; Platyhelminthes; Cestoda; Cyclophyllidea; Taeniidae
Product: 39S ribosomal protein L47
Exons: 3
Coding region: 1-684 (227 amino acids)
Biological process (GO): mitochondrial translation
Cellular component (GO): mitochondrial large ribosomal subunit; mitochondrial ribosome
Molecular function (GO): structural constituent of ribosome
Source: RefSeq, a predicted model, not a curated record